GAGGACUUGACGAGAGAGGACCCUCACAGUCGUCGCAGUCGCAACGAAGUGGGCCUGACAAGGGGCCGAAAACCGAAACAAAAUGCAUGGCCACAGGAUUGAUGGGAACACUCGGCCAGCUUGGGCGGUGUGGAAAAGAGCGGGAGAGAGAGGGGGAAGCUGCACGGGUGGGACGAAGAAGAUAAUGAAGCAAGAGACGGAAAAUUAUGAGGGUUUACCAUGCAAUAAGCCGAAUGCACUUGGCCCGGCGGGUGAAUUUAUCCCAACAAGAAUGGCGAGAUAGGAGCGAGAGAGUGAGUCGGAAUCAAGUGAGAGGGAGAGUUUGACUGAGAAUGUUCAUGCAACUUCCCCUCCAGCGAAAGAGCUUGUCAAAAGAAACGGAGCGAAAUUCAUCGGUUCGGGUGCAUUCGGGCUCUCUCGGUUUACCCCCACCAGCUUUGUUCAUCGUUGGCCCUUGCAUAGAACCGACAUUAUCCAAAAAUUUGUGUCUUUCUGCCGAAAUCAGAGAACCAAACUUCAGUUACAACUUCGACCCUCCUCGGGAUAGGACGCAAAAACGCAAUCGUCCGAGACUUUUACAUUUUCAAUGACCGAUUUAUAACACCCCCAUCUCUUGAAUCUGCUCUGAGAGAGUGAGUGAGGGAGAGACACAGUUUCCAAAAUAUUCUAAUAUACAAAUGUUCUGCAUUGAAGCGGCCGCGACGAAAAGUGGUUUAUCUCGUUAGAGUAUUGUUAAGUUUCGGAAAAUGGCUACAACGAUUUCCUAACGCAAUCUAAAGUGAGUGUGAUAUGUUGUUGUGUGUUACGCAAGCGAUAAGAAGAGAUGCUGUCUGCCCAGAAGCGAUGAGAAGAUGAAAUGAAAAAACGUGUGACUUUGAAUCUACCAAGCGCAGAAGAGCUGAAUAUAGUGUGGGAAGCAAUCAUCGCGUCAGAAGAAGAAUGUGUGAUAUGAAAUGAUCCAAUUAAUGCGGUUGGAAAACAAUUGUGUAAAAGCGAUGAAUUUAAAACUGGCGACAAAAAGCGGGUGUUGAAGUGUUUCGUGGAAGAUAAAUUUGUUUGUGUUUGCCUUGAUAUUCCCAAAAUUGGCGUUUCCAUGAGUUUUUGCUACAAGUGAAUUAUCCUACUCCUUUCUACGUUUCUUGAAUACCGGAAAACCCAAAUCAACGAUGGAUUCCUUCAAAAGUCUGCUGUUCCUAACUUUGGUGGUAUCGAUUGCCGCCCGGUCUACAUUAAUGAGUCGAAUGGACAUCGCACCGAAGGGAUGCAAAUGGCAACGAGUGAUCGACGAGAAUGCAGAAGACGAAAACACCGUGACGGCUGUUCUGUCGUGUAAGCUGAAAACAAUCGGUGGCACCGAUACGCUCAUGCGUAAUUUGAGCUCCUACCAAAUCGAGCGCAUCAACUCGCUCAAACUCGAGUGCAGUGACAUUCUAUUUUUCGAAAGCUCACUUGAAGCCAAUCAGCACUCGGGUGCAUUUCUCGGCUCCCUCAAACGCCUACGUGAUCUAAAGAUCGAAUACUGUAAGAUAAAGUACGUGCCUUCGAUGGUUCUUUCAACGCUGAGGGACCUUCGCUCGCUUUCACUAAGGACCCACAACACGGACUGGUCAGCAAUGAAUCUGGAAUUUCACCCGGAAAGCUUCCGUGGACUAACUGAACUCAAAAGGCUAGAUUUGGCCGACAACAACAUCUGGAGUCUGCCGACCGAUGUGUUUUGUCCAUUGUUUUCACUGCGACAGUUAAAUCUGACCAAAAACCGGCUCACUGACAUUUCCCAGCUUGGAUUCUCUGACUGGGGCAAUGGACCUACUGCUCCCGGCAAAGCCUGCAACACCGGUUUGGAAGUUCUUGAUCUUUCGUACAACGAUAUAUUGACGCUACCCGACAACGGCCUAUCAUCGUUGAGAUCACUCAACGUCUUGCUACUCCAGGACAAUCUUCUUAAUUCGUUGGCUGACCGCUCCUUCGUUGGCCUCGGCUCGCUCAAAGUCCUAAAUAUGUCCAGCAACAAAUUGGUAGCCCUUCCUCCGGAGUUGUUCCAAUCUCCUCGUGAACUACGGCAAAUUUAUCUACAGAACAAUUCUCUGUCAGUACUUGCCCCCGGUUUGCUGGAAGGCCUUGAUCGGCUUGAAAUACUGGACCUGUCACAUAAUGAAUUAACAUCGGAGUGGAUAAACAGGGAUACAUUUGCCGGUCUCAAGCGCCUUGUCGUGCUGGAUAUCAGCUUCAACAGCCUCACAAAAAUUGACAGGCAUGUAUUCCGUGAGCUUUACAGCCUCCAAGUACUUAACCUCGAAUCCAACUUGAUCGAAACCAUUGCCGACAAUGCCUUCAGCGAUCUGAAAAACCUCGUAGCACUCACCCUCUCACACAACAAGCUGAAACGAAUUGACCAGCACCAUUUCAGCGAGCUGUAUGUCCUGAACCAGCUCUACAUAGAGUCCAACGCCAUCGAAUCGAUGCAUCCCCGAGCCCUAGAAAAUCUCACCAAUCUGAAUGACCUCAACUUGAAUGACAACCAUUUGACGGACAUUCCGGAAGGGCUCGGAAAGUUACGCUUCCUAAAAUCUCUUGAUUUGGGUAAAAAUCGAAUCGUCACCGUUUAUAAUGCCUCCUUCGAAGGCUUGGAACAGUUGCUUGGCAUUCGAUUGGUGGAAAACAGGAUUACGAACAUAUCCCGGGAUGCAUUCGUUACCCUGUCAUCGCUGCACGUGCUCAACUUGGCGUCAAAUCAGAUUCGUCACAUCGAUCAAUCGGCUUUUAGCUCGAAUCCCACUAUUAGAGCGAUCCGAUUGGACAAUAACGAGUUGGAGGACAUCAGCGGAGUGUUUACGUCGUUACCGGCGCUUGUUUUCCUAAAUGUUUCGGAUAAUCAGAUUCGGAAUUUCGACUACAGCCAUCUGCCACCGUCGCUGGAGUGGUUGGAUAUGCACCAGAACAACAUUACGGAGCUGGGAAACUACUACGAUUUGAACAAUCUGCAGAUCAAGAUGUUGGACAUUUCAUUUAAUCGCCUGGUGUCAGUGGACAACAAGAACAUCCCGGAUAGCAUUGAGACCCUGUUUUUGAAUAACAAUGUUUUGGAGGAAGUGGCUGCGGGGACGUUCCUAAACAAGAAGAACUUGGAGAAGGUGGUGCUGUAUGGAAAUUACAUUAAAAAGCUGGAGAUUGGAGCGCUGGCUUUGACCCGUGUAGGGGACGACAGAGACAUGCCACAGUUCUACAUUGGAGAUAAUCCGAUUCAUUGUGACUGCACGAUGGAGUGGCUCCAGGGUAUUAACAAGCUGUCACACCUGAGGCAGCAUCCCAGAGUGAUGGAUUUGGACACGGUAAUGUGUACCAUGGAGCAUGAGCGAGGGGCCUCGAUCCGUCCGUUGAUGGAUCUGAACACACACGACUUCCUGUGCCAGUAUGAAACGCAUUGCUUUGCGACGUGCCAUUGUUGUGAUUUUGAUGCGUGUGAUUGUAAGAUGACAUGUCCGGACCGGUGUAGCUGCUACCACGACCACACGUGGAAGACGAACAUUGUCGACUGCGGAAAUGCCGACUAUACUGAGGUUCCCGAGCACAUUCCAAUGGACGCGACUACGAUCUACUUGGACGGAAACGAUCUGAAACAGCUGGGCAGCCAUCAAUUUAUCGGGAAGAAGAAGUUGGAAGUGCUUUAUUUGAACAAUAGUAACAUCGCAAACGUGCACAAUAGGACAUUUAACGGUAUUCCCAGUUUGAGAGUGUUGCACCUUGAAAACAACUACGUCGAAGAACUUCGCGGUUUUGAGUUUGAUCAGUUAACAAAUUUGAAUGAACUGUAUUUGGACCAUAAUGCAAUCGGUUACGUUGGUGAAAAGACAUUUGAAAAUCUGAAAUUUCUGGAAGUGAUCAAUCUGAGUGACAAUAAAAUAAGCGGAUUCUCUCCGUGGCAUGCUUUGGCCGCGGCAUCAGAGACGGGAUCGUUAAGAAAAGUCUCCCUGGAGGGCAAUCGUUGGAGAUGUGACUGUGAAUCGCUGCACAAAAUGCAAAGGUGGAUAAGAGACGUUAACGGUGACUUUGACAUUAAUCGAAUGAUUUGUGCGGACAAUCGAGUGGUUGGCGAUGUUAUUAGUUCCUGUGAAAAUCGGAUGGAGUUUGAUAACGAAGUGGCUCCACCGGCAGUGCAUCGAACGGUGCUGAGGGGUCACGGAUUGAUCGGAGGAGGGUACGUUCCUCUGCUGGCCGCGAUUGUUGUGGCAAUUAUUGGGACGGCUCUGAUAGUGGCGUUAGCUUGUGUCUUCCGACAAGAUGUGCGACUGUGGGCUCAUGCCAAGUACGGUGUAAGAUUAGUGAAGGAUCCAAUUAUAAUGGCUAGCAAUCAGCAGGACAGUGACAAACUAUAUGAUAGCUACGUAGUGUACAGUAUUCAUGAUAACGAGUUCGUUGGUAGGCUGUUGGGGGCAGAGCUCCAACAUUAUGGUUACUCUAUUUGCCUACACCAUCGCGAUGUCCAUUCGAAUACGUUCCUCUCGGAUUCACUGCAGAAUGCAGCGGAUGCUUCGAAGAAGGUUAUUUUGGUAGUGUCGAUGAACUUUCUGCAAAAUGAGUGGUCUCAGCCACAGUUUCGGGUGGCACUACAAUCGGUGAUUGAAAACAUUCGACCAGCGUAUCGAAGACACAAGAUAGUGGUGGUGCUGACUGCGCCAGUAGAAUUGGUGGCCAUGGAUCCCAUCAUGAAUCUGCUGAUACGAACGUGCACCGUUGCUUGCUGGGGAGAGCGUAAGUUCUGGGACAAACUCCGGUACGCCUUACCGGAUGUCAACAAGGACCGAACGCUGAAGAAGCUGGGUGACAUCACUCGGAGUCCCAACCUCCGGUACACGCCGGCUCCUACCGCUGUGGAUCAGUGGUGCAAGAUCAGCCAUCCGGGAGUGGCCAUGCCGGUGGCCGUACCUCAGAGCACACCCUCACAGAGUACCUGCAACACGGAGGAUGAGUCCUCCUCGGCUUCGUCGCAGCAUUACGAGGCUCCCCAGUCCCACUACAACAUGAGCCGCUCCAGUGCCUCGCUUGGUCACGUGUACUCCACGAUACCGGAGACGCCCCAGAUGGGACGCAACGGAAGAGCUUAUUUCGUGUAAGAUAUACCUGUGAACCAUUUACGUUAGACUAAAAUUCUACUUUGUUUCGCGAUUGUACACAAUUGCGUUAGCUUAACUCUCAGUUGUUCUGUGUGAAAUGUGUAUAUUUGUACAGUAAACAAACCAACAAAACUCAUAGUCAUGUUAUGGAUCGAGUCAAUUCAGUUCGUUUUCAUAGAAUGUUACAGGAACGUUACACUAAUUACACAAAUGUGGCAAGGAUUUUACGCUUGCUAAAACACUUCUUAUUUGCCAAAUAUAAUUAACGGUGUAUUAUGAUUCGCUCAAAGAUACUCUAUAUAGGAAUGAAUACAAAAUCGAAGAACGUCAUACACUAGACUCUAUUUUAAUCCCCAUUUUCGGAACGAAUGUACUUCAGAAGCGAAAAAUGCCCAAGAAGAGAACAAUUAUGACUUAAUAAACGUGAUACUAGUUUUUAUAAAUUACUAUUAUUAACUGAACGAAAUAAAUUGACUAUUAAUCUUAAGUGUAUUCAAUGCCAGAUAAUAAAGCUACUGAAGUAAAUUUCGUAUAUUGGAACAAAAAUUGGCCUCCACAGUCGAACAACACCUAUUUGAUAAUAAUUUCGGCAUGUGAACCAGAGUCUCCAUAAAACGCAUCACCAUAAAAGAGAUAAUAUACGAAAGAGCUAUUAGUUACCGCCAGCCAUUAGGUGUAUAUUGGAAAAAGGCUACAAAACAACUACAAACUGCAAGCCCUAAAAAGCUCCAUACAAAAAAUUGUAUAUUUGAUUAUAGGAUAAUAAUUUAUUUCGAACGGAAGAAAAAGAACGAAAUACAACUCUCA
Aedes albopictus (Asian tiger mosquito) is the source of this 5918-nucleotide messenger RNA. RefSeq names its product toll-like receptor Tollo. The record is from RefSeq and is a predicted model, not a curated record. Bases 1167 to 5111 code for a protein of 1314 amino acids. Gene Ontology annotation, biological process: signal transduction. Lineage: Eukaryota; Metazoa; Arthropoda; Insecta; Diptera; Culicidae. Gene Ontology annotation, molecular function: protein binding. The transcript has a single exon.